AAAAAAACAUGUUUAACAUGGUAAUUAGGUAUACAUGAAGAAUAAAGAACUUGUAAUCUUCAAAAGAGAAAAAUAAUAAAAAUGAACACACUUAACCCAAACUUUGGUUAAUUGGGUGGGCGCCCACAAACAGUGUUUGUUCAAGGGCUCAAACAUUAGCCAAGUACCCCAAAAGUUAACGGUCCGCCCCUGAGAAAGAAGAAAAUAAGAACUAUCGAAACGUGCCCGAAUGCGUAUGUGUGGGAACCAUCGCGCGCUUUGACCUUGACUCUUCUCUUGGGCAUUGUUGUUGUUGGAGUGGUGUAGUUGUUGCGAGAGAACCCGCAAUGAAACGCGAUCCAAUACUAUAGGAUUUCCGAGCUCGGAACGACCACAAGUACUUCCUCUUCGCUUUUGUAGAACGAAACGAUUGCAAUACACACACACACAAACAAAAAACGUAAAUAAACAACGACAGACGCAGAAGGAGUAAAAAAGAACAACAGGGGAACCGAGGAAAGCGGAUCCGUUACACGGUGUUUCUUCCGUUUUUUUUUGUACGACAGUCCAUUUCGUUGAAAUGUAGCCGCCGCAGUUCGGUUCCGAAACGAGUUGCGAAACCAUCGGAGACGAUGAUGGGUUGCUGAAACGACCAAAAGAUUAAGACCAUCCAAUUCGUUCAACCAGCCGGUGACAAUGGAAUUAUGGUUUACCCUCUUCAUCAUAGUAAUUUCAAGCACGCAAACUCGACAGUGCUGCACAUCGAAGAAGACCCCAGGAAGCACCGAGCAACUUGUGUGUGUGAACGUGACAACACAUUACAUGGAAUCAUUGCGAAUCAACCGUACCGACAAGUUGGUAUGUCAGGGAUGCCAUUUGAAUACUUUGACCAGCGCCGCAUUGAACUUCACCCCGAACCGUUUGCACUUACUCUACCUUUCGUCCGCUCAGAUGCACCGCAUCGAAGACAACGCAUUCUCCAAGUUAGUUCAACUGAAGAAGCUUCUGCUGCGCAAAAACCACCUAACCGAAGUAAACGAGAAGACGUUCAUCGGAUUACGCAUGCUGAUCCAAUUAGAUCUGAGCAACAACAUGAUAGAAAUCUUACCUGACGACGUCUUCAAGCCAAUGUUGUACUUGGAUCUGCUCAAUUUGAACGAGAAUUUGAUCAGAGAUUUACGACCGCGAUGCUUCAAUAACUUAUCGUAUUUGAAGUACCUGUACUUGAACAACAACGAUAUCGAAUCUGUUGAUCCGUACAUCUUCAAGUACAUGACGAGUCUGAAGAUUAUCUAUUUGGAGAAUAACAGGAUCAAAGAGCUAAGUCCUCUAGCUUUCGCGAAUCUCAACAAUCUGGUCUUCAUGUACUUGAACAACAACAGUUUGGAGCGUUUGAGCGAUUACAAUUUUGUUAAAUUGACGAAUCUCGUUGAUCUGCAGCUGAGGAUGAAUUCUAUUAGCAGUAUUCCGGCGAGUUGCUUUAAUGGUUUAAGGAAACUGAAGUACUUGUAUUUGGGUGACAACAACAUUUCGAGACUGGAAGUGCACAGCUUCACCGGGCUGGAUUCGCUGAACGUUCUGGAUUUGUUACAUAACGAGAUCAGAGAGUUCUCUUUGGAUUAUCUCGGUGGAACGCCGGAGUUGAACGUGAUAUGGAUGGAGGGUAAUGCGAUUAGAGUGUUGGAUUCUGGGGAUUUCGGAGCGGUGUUGCAGAAUCUGAAGAGUUUUGAUGUACAGAUGAAUCAACUGGAAUGGUUCAACUAUAAGCUUCUUCACAAGAAGCUGCCUUCUUUGAAGAAUCUAAUUGUCGGAGGGAAUCUCUUCAAAUGCGAGUUUCUUCUGCCCAUGAUGGAUUAUUUUGAUGGUGUAAAUGCCACCUUAUGCGUGGACUACGGAUGCAACGAAACGGAUAUAUACGAACUUGCUGACACGUUAUGCAAUACUGCGUUUUACAACGAGAGCAUCGACUCUGGUGAUUCCGGCGCACAAACAUUUAAUUUCCUAUUAGUUAAGUUCUAUUUGUUUGUAUAUUUUGUUGAUUUUUGUUUUGCUUUUUCUUUCUCCUGAUAAGCAUGUUUUUUGUGCAUAUAAAAUGUAUUAAUAAAGAGCACGGAUGUACAUUUUUUUUAAAGAGAACUAGUGAUAUCACUCGCAUAGUAUUAUUA
Molecule: messenger RNA, 2144 nt
Organism: Nicrophorus vespilloides
Lineage: Eukaryota; Metazoa; Arthropoda; Insecta; Coleoptera; Silphidae
Product: insulin-like growth factor-binding protein complex acid labile subunit
Exons: 2
Coding region: 676-2046 (456 amino acids)
Cellular component (GO): extracellular matrix
Molecular function (GO): protein binding
Source: RefSeq, a predicted model, not a curated record